CGCACCCCAUGGCUCCCGUCGCGGAACCACCACCAGCAGCCCACCAGCCGGACAACCUGGAGAUCGUUGUGGACGAAAGGCUCCGCCAGCACGCCGGCGACGACGGGAGCAGCUCGCCGAUGACCAUCUUCCGGGUCCCCGCCCAUGUCCGCGACGCCAGCAAGGAGCUGUACGAGCCCCGGCUGGUGUCCGUCGGCCCCUACUACCGCGGCCGGGCGGCGCUGCGCGCCAUGGAGCAGCACAAGUGGAGGUACCUGCACGAGCUGCUCGCGGAGUACCCGGCGGCCUCCUUGGCCGACUGCGUCAGAACAGUUCGCGGCGUCGAGCAACAGGCGCGGCGCUGCUACAGUGAGCGGCCGCCCGUCAUCUUCGCCGCCCAGGCCCAGGGGGGCAGCAGCGAGUUCGCGGAGAUGCUGCUUCUGGACGGCUGCUUCAUCCUCCAGUUCUUCAUCAAGUGGUUCAGAAGGGAGCCCGACAAGCUCUGCGACGUCGGCUGGGGGCUCCCCCUGCUGCUCUCCGACCUGCUGCUGCUGGAGAAUCAGAUCCCCUUCUUCGUGCUCGAGGCGCUCUUCCGCGCGGUGAACCCCCAAGCUAGUAGGCUGGGUCUCCUCAUGCUGAUCGUUCCCCAUUUCAAGGUCGAGGACUCGACCUUCUGCAAACAAGUGCUGGCCGGCGUCGUGCCAACCCAAGCCGCCGGAGAGAUCCACCACCUACUGCAUCUCUUGUACGAGGCCUUGGUGCCCAGGGAAGAGGAGCUGGCCUCCGCGCAGGCCUCCGCCUCGCCGCCGCCAUCGCCGCGGCACGAGUCCCGGCUGCCCCGGAUGGGGCUCAGGCUCAAGACGGCCGUGUCCAAAAGGUUCGCCUUCGUCCGCGACAUGCCGCGGGUGCCGGGCUGGAGGAGACUGUCCGCGUCCAUGACACUGCUGCGCAAAGUCAGUGCCUGGUUCAGUAAGGCUCUGAUCGGAGUGAAGACACAGACGGAGGCGGAGCCGGAUGACCGUAGCAUGGCGGCGCCGCCGCCGCCCAUGGUGGUCCCGUCCGUCACCCAGCUCCGCGAGGCCGGCGUCCGGUUCGAGAAGGCGCCGUCGCCUCGGCACAUGUUCGACGUCACGUUCGACGCGGCGCGGGGCGUCCUGAGGAUGCCGCGGAUGGAGGUGGACUACGCCAACAAGGCGCACCUCGUGAACCUCAUCGCAUUCGAGCAGACCAUGGGUGGCGGCGACAGGCUGCUGUCGAGCUACGCGGCGCUGGUGGGCGCCCUGGUGCGGACGGGCAGGGACGUGGAGCACCUCCAGAAGCGCGGCGUCGCGGAGAACCUCCUCUCUGGCGACGGCGACGCGGCGACCAGGUUCUUCCAGCAGCUGGGCGACUGCGGCAGCCUGGACUACGGGGACCACCACUUCGCCGCCAUGUUCAGGGACCUGAGCGGGUACUACCACUCGAGCUGGCGCAGGCACAAGGCCAGGUUCCUGCGCGACCACUGCAGCAGCCCGUGGGCGGUGCUCGCGCUCGUCGUCGCCGGCUGCGCCUUCUGCUUCGCGGUCAUCAAAUUCGGCACGACCGUCUACGGCCUAGCCCAUCCUUACUGCCACUGCUAGUGCUACAUCGAUACAUGCAUGUAUAUUGUGCAAAAUGGCACUAUACCACACCCCAUAUUAAUGUCAG
This is a messenger RNA of Panicum virgatum (switchgrass), 1665 nucleotides long. RefSeq names its product putative UPF0481 protein At3g02645. The coding region runs from base 9 to 1598 and encodes 529 amino acids. The transcript has a single exon. The record is from RefSeq and is a predicted model, not a curated record. NCBI's taxonomy places the organism in Eukaryota, Viridiplantae, Streptophyta, Magnoliopsida, Poales, Poaceae.